Molecule: messenger RNA, 1210 nt
Organism: Raphanus sativus (radish)
Lineage: Eukaryota; Viridiplantae; Streptophyta; Magnoliopsida; Brassicales; Brassicaceae
Product: B-box zinc finger protein 22
Exons: 3
Coding region: 181-1068 (295 amino acids)
Biological process (GO): regulation of DNA-templated transcription; photomorphogenesis
Cellular component (GO): nucleus
Molecular function (GO): zinc ion binding
Source: RefSeq, a predicted model, not a curated record
AUUUUUCACAGACAAAAGAUCCUCCUUCAGACAAGAGUUGCUUAAACCAUAAACCUCUCAAAGCCUUGAGGAGACAGAACAGGGCUCCACUUCUCUUUCCUACCAUCACGUUUUCUCGAGAUUUGAAUAGUUUUUCGAAGAUAUUUGGUCAUUGGAUGAAACUAGGGACAAAAGAAAAGGAUGAAGAUUCAGUGUAACGUGUGCGAGGCGGCGGAAGCGGCGGUGCUAUGUUGCGCCGACGAAGCUGCGUUGUGUUUGGCUUGCGAUGAGAAAGUUCACGCCGCUAAUAAACUCGCCGGAAAACACCAGAGAGUCCCUCUCUCUGUCUCUUCCUCUUCCAUACCCAAAUGCGACAUCUGUCAGGAAGCUUCUGGAUUCUUCUUUUGUCUGCAAGACAGAGCUUUGCUAUGUAGGAAAUGUGAUGUAGCAAUCCACACUGUGAACCCUCAUGUUUCAGCUCACCAGCGGUUUCUUCUCACUGGAAUCAGAGUUGGUCUUGAGUCUACUACGGACACUAGUCCUUCUACAAAACCUUCACCACCAUCCAAUGAUGAUAAAACCAGUGAGACAAAACAAGUUAACUUGCCAAUAUCUGAGCCUCAGAAGAUGGACUUUGGUCAUCAUCAUCAGGUUGUUUUACCGGGAACUAAUGUCAGUGAUCACAUUUCGACAAAGCUCCCUUUUGCAAGUAGUGGAUCAGCUGCUGGGAGCAUUCCUCAGUGGCAAAUAGAGGAGAUUUUCAGAUUAACUGAUUUUGAUCAGAGCUAUGAAUACAUGGAGAUCAAUGGAUCAUCUAAGGCGGAUACUAGUAAGCGAGGAGAUUCAGACAGCUCUUCAGUGAUACGGUCUGGAGAAGAAGAUGGAGAAGAUAACAGUAACUGCUUGGGAGGAGGUGAGACAUCAUGGGCUGUUCCACAGAUUCCUUCUCCACCAACAGCUUCUGGUCUAAACUGGCCUAAACAUUUUAACCACCACUCAGCAGUGUUUGUUCCGGACAUAUCUUCCUCAACUCCUUACACAGGUUCUUCCCCUAGCCAGAGGGUUGGGAAACGACGUCGACGGUUCUAAGCCAUUCUCAACAACCGUGGCCGGUUUGUCAAGAGAAUGUGAAACCAUUACAAUGAUCUGGAAACUGGUGUUAUUGUAGUUUGCAUGUUACUCAAUGUUGAAUGUUUCUCUGUUAUAUUAAUUUAAAAACAUGAUUUUUGAA